Molecule: messenger RNA, 8248 nt
Organism: Sitodiplosis mosellana (orange wheat blossom midge)
Lineage: Eukaryota; Metazoa; Arthropoda; Insecta; Diptera; Cecidomyiidae
Gene: sty
Product: protein sprouty
Exons: 6
Coding region: 2431-3984 (517 amino acids)
Biological process (GO): negative regulation of fibroblast growth factor receptor signaling pathway; negative regulation of MAP kinase activity; animal organ development
Cellular component (GO): membrane; cytosol
Source: RefSeq, a predicted model, not a curated record
AGUCGCUUGAGAUAUUUCGCUUGUGGAGGAUUGAUUGUACUCGGGUUCCGUAAAAAUUUCUUCUUUUUGAAUAUACAUGCAUAUAUACAUACAGUUAUACAUACAGUGAAAAGUGUACGGACCUACUGAACGUAUAGAGACGAGAGAAGCAUACAAGACAUAAGAAGAAAAAAAAUCGAGUUUUUUUUUAUAUAUAUAUAUAUUCAUUUCGUUGGUUGAAGAAACGAAAAAAUAGUUCACAAUCAUUUAAAGAAGAAUGAUCGUGAUUUCAGUGUGGGACAGAGAGAACAGAAAUGAAAAACAAGAAGUAAAAAUUCCGGCAACUGAAAGUCAAAUUGUAAUGUAACCAUAUUUCGUUAUUUUCGAAAUGCGAUGAUCAGUGAUUUCACUAAGCUUCCACUGCAAUAAAAUAAGUAACCGAGGCGCACACACACCAAGUGAUCGAAAAACGAAGAAAACGUUGAACAAAUUGCACUCGCACCACGAUUUUAUGAACGAUUUUUAUUUUUAUUUUAAUUCAAAUAGAAAAUCUGUGUUGCUCUGGUACUUCUUAAUUUUAUUUUAUUAUUUUUUUUUUUCUUCUUCGGUUGUUAAGUGUAUGGUGUGUUGAGUUUUUUAUAUAGAGAAAAAAAGGAAAGAAAAAAAAAUAAAUAAACGAGAACAACAGAGAUUUAACAAAUGUGUGCGUUUGAACAAUAUAUAAGUGUACCAUGUAAAAUACAACGUAUACAAAGAUAGAUACCACAUGAAGUUUUUUUUUCUUCUUCGGCUUAGUCGUUCGUUUGUUCAAUUCAAAUAUAUGCUCUUUACAUAAGCCCGUGGAAUAAGGAGUGAUUACAACGGCUGUUGCAGCGCGAUCAUUACCGCUACGAUACUGUCUUUUUUCUGUGUAUAACUUGUGGGUUAAAUGGUGUUUGUUGUUGUUGUUUUGCUGCUGCUGUUAUUGGUAAUAAAGCAAUCGGCUACUGCCUAACCAUCGAUAUAUAUAUAUAUACACACACACACACACACACACACAAUCAAGGCGAUCGAUGACUGAGUUGCACAAUUUCGAUCUGGAAGCCAACUUACCAAAGACCUAAAUGCGUUUUCUUAUGCUAUGACAAACAAAUAGCACGAAACAAAACAGAAAAAAGAAGAAGAAGAAGAAAAUAACGAGCAAAAACGAGAAACGUAUCGAAGAAAACAGAAAAAUAAAACAAACAAAAAACUGUUUGUGAUCAUGCGAUUCAGAAUAACUUAACACACACAAAAAUUCACGAAGAAAAGAAAAAAAAGUUUUCAAAAAAUAAGUCAUCAAUACAUAGGAAUUUUGUCAAAAAUCAAAUCACAAUUGAUUUGAGAACACAAAGAAGCAAAAUUCAAGACACAAGCGACACAACCGAUAAUGACAGUGACAUGUGCUAACGAAAGAUUCAUUAUCGAUCAAAUCGCGUGCUGAAAAUAUUCGACCGAACAUUGAAAACCGCAACGAAAUCAGUGCUCUCUCAAUGAAAAUUGCAAGCAUUCUCAAGUGCCAGAGUAAAAAGAAUCAGUGGUAGUGCCUGAAAAUUUUGCAUUCGUGUUCAAGAAGAAGAGAGAAAAAAAAAGUGCACCGCACUGAAUUCUAGCCUAGAGAAUAGAGAAGUGAAAAAAGUAAGGUGACAAAAAGAAAGUCAUACGACGACAAAAGAAAGAUAGAAGAAAAAAGAAGAAUAUAUCUAUCUACACAUACAUACGCAUGCAAAUAAAAGAGUUCGUAAUAGUUUCUGUUCAAAUCAAAUGAAGACCGGAAAUUAGCGAGAGAAUAGAAAGAAAGAAAGAGAAAGAAAGGGGGAACUACGACGACACAUGCAAAAUAACAAACUGUGCCGCGCAUACAAUAAUAUCAUUUAUCGUGUAACGUAGAACAUGAAGUGUUUUCUUGCACGUGGAAUAAGUUGUUACAUAUUUUUUGGAUUACAAGUAGAUUGGAUUACGACUAAGAAAACUUCUGAAUUUUUUGUAAACUGUCAGCCGCUAUUUCAAUUAAAUACAAAGCGCUUACCAUGACGAAUUUUCAACCAACACCACAUUUGGACUAAACGAACAUUGUUUUGAAAAUUAAACUCAAUUCAGUCGCAUCAGAAUAUAGAACGUAUAGAGAGAAACGGAACAAAAAAAUCGAGAAAAAGAGGAAUUGGGUGCACGUCUUUUGGUACAGUUCGGUGUUUGAAAAACAAAAAAGGGAAAUACGUACAUAGUUUUUAGUGUCAUCCACAUCGGCCACAAUAUCGCCAGAAAGAAGAAAAAAAAACGACAGAGAGAGAGAGAGAGAGAGAGAAAGGGAAAGAUAGAACGAAGCGAAAAGAAAAACAAUCAUCCAGAAUCACACCUAUCAAAUAUGCUAAAAUUCGUAGUAUGGUGAUUUCCAUAGCAUGGUAAAUACCAUAAAAUGGUAAAUUCCAUAAAAUGGCAAAGCAUCAUUCAAAUCCGCCACCAAGACCACCAAAACCACCAAAAUCGAAUUCGAUACGAAUGUCAGAACCGCCAAUGUCAGAGCCGCAAGCAUCAAAAGAAGCUGAAAGUGAAACAACCCUUCCGCCUUUACAGCCGCGACAAGCUCAUCAAAUACCUCCACCAUUGCCACCAGUGACGCAACAAGUAGGAACAUUCGCAGUAUUCUCAGGACAACAUACACAUUCUCCUCCGUCGGCACAGCAAUCAAUUCAGCACGAACAGACGCAGACAAAUAACAACAAUAUUAAUAACAGAUUUCAAGCGACAACGCUCCCGAUUACUGUACCACUUACAUCGUCGAGUUUUUCGCGACGGAGACCGCCACCGCCCGGUUCAGCGCUGCCCAUAAUAUCAUCACUUACAUCAUCAACAUUAUCAACCCAGUCAAAUAAUAGUCAACAUUUGGAUACGCAAAUAUCUCCAGUCACACUGGCGGCGCCGAGACCGGAAACAGAACGGCUCGCAAACGAGUAUGUGGAUACGCCUUUCCGAACACCAAAAUUAUUGGCUCGACUUCAUCAUGCAGGAGUUCAUUCAACGCAUCGAGACUCAGCAAUCGUUGCAACUCACCAGUCAACGCAUAGUAAUCGGAAUGGCGACCGAACGGGCGUCAUCGGUGGGGACAAGCAUCCGUCAAAUACGAUUGGUGCGGUAACGGCGGCUCAAUCGGUUGAUGUGAAAACGCAUCCAUUUGUUAGUCGAACGCCGAAUGCGGCCGUUGCCGAUUGCUCAAAUUUGGGCCGUGCACGAAAUUCGAUCAUUGACUUAGCCUUUUUCCCACAUGAACUUCGUGACAGACAUGGUGGUGAUAAGGCCAUUCGUUGCACAGACAUUCCCGCUGCGAUGCGAGCAAACCCAAAUAGGUGCGAUCGAAGCAACGUGUUACCGAUUACAGCGAUUACGAAGCAACCGUUGCCGUUUUCAAAAGACUCGUCGGCGGCCGGUCUACAUGAAGACGUCGACAUUCAUCCGGCAAACGGUGAAACGCUAAACUCGAUAACAUGUCCAACAUGUAAGCGGUGUCGAUGCGAAGAGUGCCAAAGGCCGAGACAGCUACCAUCUCGUUGGGUGUGUGACAAUACAUGCUUGUGUAGUGCCGAAACGAUUAUCGAUUACACAUCGUGUUUGUGUUGUGUGAAAGCCCUAUUUUACCAUUGUUCCAAAGACCACGAAAUUGAGUGCGAAGGCGACAGUAUAUCGUGUGCGGAUGAUCCAUGCUCGUGUCUGCCGCACAAACGAACUCAGAGAUGGGCUUGGUUGAGUGCAUUAUCAAUAGCAUUGCCAUGUCUAUGGUUUUAUUGGCCGAUGCGCGGUUGCGUUGCCAUAUGUGCAAAGUGCUAUGCUAGACAUUCGCGGCAUGGUUGUCGGUGUCCCGUGCAAAAUUCAAAUAAAUCUACAAUUAAUAACAUUAGCAGUAACAACAGUGGUACAAAUAGCACACGAAUUAAUCGGACUGGUGAUUUAACACCCGAAAAACGUUUGCUCGAUUCAAGUCCUGAAUUCUAAAUUAUUACUAUUAGUUAAAACAAAACAAAACAAAACAAAACAAAACAAAACAAAACAAAAAACAAAUGAAGUAAACAAAAAGCAGACCACAAAAAAAAAGUUUAAUGUGUCUACCCGCUGUACUGUGCACACAUGUACAUAAAUCUCACGACGGAGAGCGGAUAUACUACAGCCAUACGGCUGCCGGGCGUGCACACGUACGAUCACGUCGCAGUCGCUACCCUCGGUCGACGAGAAUCGGACUCGGUCAGUUGAGAGGCCCUCGAAAGUAUAUGCGUUCCAGUUUGUAUUAAAUACAAAACGUGUGCAUUCGUCGCCUUGCGAAUUAUACGAAGAGGCAGAAUGAAAAAUAUUCGAGUCGAGCGAACGAAACUACAGACACGCACACACAGUCGAUUGAUUCGUUUGUAUGCAUUGUGUCAUCGAUUCAACCGAAUGAAUUCGCACAAAAAGAACGAAAUCGUAACACAGAGGUUUUUGUUGCCAAAUCAAAAUCGCACCCAUACUAACAAAUCAAUUGACAAAUAUUCAAACGCGCAUCGAUCGAGCACCGUAUUUGAAUUUAUUAACUGUGUGAGACCAACAAGAACAACAAAUAACAACAAACGGGGAAAGCAUACAGCAAAUUCAUUAUCGAAUAGACGCGGAGACAAGCCAAUUCCAAUCUAACAUUGAAUGCAAUGGAAUCGAAUCGAAAAAAAGGGGAAAAAACACAAAAAAUAAUAAUUUUACGAAAUUAAACCAAUUCAUCUAUACAAAGUAAUAUAUAUAAUACACAAAACAAAAAAUAUAUAUGCGUCUCCGACCCCGGAAGCAUCUUGGCACGUUGUUCAAUGACAUAACAAGCCGAAAUGCUUUCCAGAUAGGCCGAAAAAAUAUAAAUAUUCAAACAAACGAAAGAAAAACUAAAAUGAAAAUGAAAAUACAUAUGUGUAACCAAAGACUGCAACAUAAUUAAAAUUUAGGUUUUUUUAAUUAUUUAAAUACAUGGCAAAUUGAAGAAGAGUGAACGAAUAAAACGCGAAAAACAAAUGAAAAUUUAACGUGUGUGUAAUAUCAUCCAGCCAAUAUAAACGCUCUGUCAUCGGUUGAAAAUACUGACAUAAAUGAUGAAUAAAGGGAAAACCAAAGUCAGUCACAUCAGUUUGAUUUGAUGUAGGUAGAUAUCAAACGACGACCGCACGGAUACACCAAAAUAGCCACGACUCUGUUACAUUGUUUUAAUUCAUGUCAUUGAAAUGGACACGAAAAUUUGAGUUAAAAUUCGGUUUUUUUUUGUCCGUGCUGCUGCAUUAAAGGGAUUUUAUCUAUUAACUUCAAUUCAUAACAACUAACAAAAAAAAAAGGUAAAACUAAAUAUUAAACAUACCGGUAAUAGGCGAUCGCAACGAUCCACACACACACACAAAAUAAUAGAGAAAAUGCAACAGCUUCUGUUUUUCCGAGGUCGAAACAAAAAAGUAAUAGCACGCGGCUUUUGUCUCGGUGUGUAUGUGUGAUAUAUACUUAUAUUCUUUUUCAUCUCAACUCUUACUCAUGAGAAAAGCGAACUUUUCGAUUUUUUUUUCUUUUAAUUUUUCCCGUAUCAAACUGUUUUUUUUUUAUUUUCUCUGUUUAAUAAAUUUUAUUUCAAAAUGAAAAAAAGAAUUUAUUUCUUUGACUUUGCGGAUAAAACAAAUAUUAACCACAAACAUAAAUGGUGCGAUGUGCUUUUGUUGUUUAUUACAACAUUCAAAGUGUAGUGAAGAAUCACUCUAAUCACAUUCAAUAACCACUUUCCCAAAAAAUACUCUCUCUGCGUGUGUAGUUGACUGGAUUUAAAGCAAAAUACGAACAAAAACACGUCAAAAUCAAUAUUCAUCAAUAACAAUGUUCAGUACAUCAACAUCCCGAAUCAAAUGAACCACGAACAAUUUGAAAAUAAGCAUUUGAUAAGUUUUCAACUCAAAACGAUUGUAUUUUUCCUCUUCGAAACCAUUUUCACUCUUUUCUUUGGAAAUUUCUAUUUCGCCAGUUCGAUAUUUUCGGUUGUACAUUCUGAACUAUUUCAAUUCAAUGGAAUUAGGUUUCUCUCUCCCUCUCUUUCACUUAUUUACUCAUUCACUCACUCACUCACUCCUUUUAUCUUCAGUUUUAUCGAAUCCCCUGUUAAUUAUUCAUUUAUGUUGUGCACAUCAGUUCAUUCUUCAAUCAAAUAUUCCCUUAAUUUAUUUCCAUUUGUUCUACGCUUCGUAUUUGCACAGUUGUUUGUCCUUUGCAAAUAAAGCGGAUUUUCUUUUUCGAUCUCGGCACCAAUUAGUUCAUUGCCCCGGCCGCCUUUCGAAAACUCCUCUUGCUUUACGCGAAAAUGCAAUUUCAAGUGUGUCAAGUCUCUCUAACUGUGUGUGUGUGUUAUCUUUGUUCAAAUUUCCAACGAGAAAAAGAAAAGAGUGGUAAAGUUUGGUUAACAGGGCAGAUUUGUUGUUUAUUUUUUUGAAUUUGAUUGUCGGGGUUUUCCGCAAAUAAUCCGUGCAGGUGCAUCGAAAAAAUUCAAAUUGAACAUUUUCAUAAAAAAAACACCAAUUUCAAAAUCAAAUGAAGAUUCGAGAAGAAAAAAAAGAAGGAAAAAAUUGGAGAGAAACGCGAAAAACAAACAUUUAAAAAAAUAUAUAUGAAUGAUAUUUCAUCAGUAUUAUCUAGUCUCAUAAAACAAAAACUCAUUCACUUAUGAUUGAACACAAAUUUAUUUAAACGACCAUACAUACUCUGAGUAAAUUUGAAUGAGGAUGUGUUGUUACUUGUUUCGUUCACAAGAAAGAAAGAAAGAAAUGGAAAAGAAAUGAAAAGCAAAGCAUCAAAAGUUGAAUAAUAAUAAAAUACGAAAAAAAUGAAGAAGAAGAAAAAGAUCGAAACUGUAAAUCUUAAUUUAGGUAGUUAGCUUCGUUUGUUUAAUUAACACAAUUCUUCUUUCUUUCUUUUUUAGAAAAAAGAAAAUUCAAUUUUAGCUAGACGAACAAAAUUAUUGAAAAAUAGAAGAAUGGCAUAGAAGAAAGCUCUGAAACUUAUACACAAACACACAUACCUACAAACAGAGAAUAAAUCGUAGCCACAACGUUUUGUGAAAAUACGCAGAAAAUCGCAUUAAUGCUAAUUAAUCCAAAACAAGUACAUAAUAAACUCGUGCUCGAACACAAACACACACACACACACACACAAACACCAAUUUUUGGUGGGAAUAUCCUCUAAUUUUUCUUUCGAAACAAAUGCAAUCGACUAAGCGAGAAUUCAUCGGCCUAUCAAAUUUAAUCAGUGACAAAUAAAAAUGGUGUACGACGGUGGUGGAGUUUUCAAUGCAACUUACACUUAGAUUUGGAAACUUUGUCAACGUCAUCGAUACACAAAUUUUUAUUUUCUUCUUCUUUGUCAUCGUUGGCGAAUACUUCAAUGAGCGAAACUGUUUUUUCCGACUUGAGUUUCUUUCUUUCGUUUUUUUUUCCUUCAAAAAAUCGUUUUCGUUCGAUUUCAUUCGAUCUCUCUCCCUCUCUCUGGAGAAAGAAAACGCCGAAUGGAACGAGUGAAAUAUUAAAAAAAAAAGCAUUUUUCAAAAAUAACACAAAUGCAAGAAAUAGGGAAACAAAUGGGAAACGAAGCUCAUAGCUGUUCGAUGGCAUAACGAUUGAAAAAUUCGGAGGAUACAUAAAGGAAUUUUGUUGUAAAUGAUUGUAAAUAAUUUGAAACUAUGUAAUAAAUAAUUUGUAAAACUAAAUGAUGUGGUGAGAAAAUUGAAAGGAAGAAACGAAAAACAGAAGAUAAAAAGAAAACACAAGAAAAUGAAGGAGAAGUAAUAAUGAUGGAAUGCGCUGUAUAGGUAUAUUUUAAGAAACUGAAUGAAAAUACACACACGCAAACAAACAAACAAACACACUAGUAGAAAUGUUUAAGAAGUUAGGCAAAAUAAAAGAAUUAAACGAAAAUGGAGGAGAAUAAAAGAAGAAGAAAACGGAACGAAUCGAAUUGUUUUGAAGAUAGGAAACACUAACUUCCAUGUAUGUUUCAUGUAUUAUUAUAUAUCCCGAAUGCUUAUUGAGAGAAAUUAAUUGAUAACAAAAACAAAACUAAUUAAAUUAAAUGGAAACGCAUAUUAAAAAAUAAAUGGAAAAAUAACAGUAAUUUAAUAAAAAAAAGUGGAAAAAAUUGUUAUGAUUUUAAAAAGUAAAACAAAACAAAAAUUAUAAUUACACAUAUUCAUAAGAGAAUAAUAUAAUUAUAUAUAAAUUACAAAAGA